CCAAGUGGAACAAGCUCCCUUCUUUCAAAGUUGCUGCUGUGUUGGAGGAAAGACAGAUCAUCUCCUCGAAGAACGGAGGAAACUAAAGGCUCUAGGAAGUUUCCAGUUUUCGUGUGAGCAUGUGACGUCACCUGAGACUCCAUCUUCAGUUCAUACUCUGAGGCCAGCUGACAUUAAAGUAGUCACUGCAAUAGGAAGUUUGCAAACACUAGCGGGAUCCAGCAUACAUCAUGAAGAUCUACUCCAAAGCACAGGAAAGAGCCUCCCUGAAGUGAGCGUGGAAAUUUUGGCAGCUCUUAUUAGCAGUUUUAAUCCCUCGGUCCUGCACCAGUCUCCUCUGCCUGGCACAAUGGGAGCAGCAUCAGACGGUCAAACAAUAGGCCUCUUGGAUCAAGCUGGAGAAAUAGUGAAGCUCAUGAAAGAGAACCAGAUGAUGGACUUCCAAAAUGACUGGAAACUGAUCACAGUUUUCUUUAGUGCUGAAAACUCCUGGUGUUCUUGUGUCUCCACACAACCGAGUAACUGCAUAUUGGACAACCUGGAAAAACUUCAAGAAGUCUUGGACUUCUUAUAUAAAGAAGUUCCCAAAGCCUUCAUAAAUUUGGUAGAUUCCACUGAGCUCAUAACUUCCUUUCUCAUGUGCCAAGAUCCUCAAAAUGCCAGCAAUUCAACUGGGAAUCAGUGCAAUUGCAUUCAUGAACACUCUACGCUAAAUGAUAACAUACUGAGGUGGUCCUAUCAGGAUGCUUGGGAAAAACUUCUCAAGUCUAAGAGGUACGAUCAAAAGGAUGAUUUCACUGUUGUUCUUCAGCCUUCUCUCCAAGAAACAAAUCUAUUACUCAGUCUGGACAGGGAUGAUUUCAUCGGCACAUCAAAGACACCAGUGGAAACUCUGGAAGAAUAUUAUACUUUCAUGGCUGUAAGCCUCUGGAAGAACAUGAUGGAACCAGUUGGGCAGAAGAAGCCGUAUGAUUUCACAAAAUUGCGUCAGAUCCAGUGUCCAUCUCAGGAAAAUCCAUAUUUGUUCACAUACAGAAAUAGUAACUACUCGCUUUCCCAAGAGGUAUCAAACACUAAAGAAACACCACAGGAGAGAAGUUAUGGAACAAACAUUCCUUGUUUCAACCACGGUCCCUCUGAUACAGUUCCAGAUUCAGUUCAUAAGUUGAGACCAGCAGAUAUUCGAGUGAUUGCUGCCCUGGGAGAUUCAAUCACAGCAGGAAAUGGGGCAGCAUCCAAUCCCCAUGAUGUUCUGGAUGUCCUGACUCAGUACCGAGGUAUUUCUUGGAGUGUUGGAGGAAAUGAAAACAUAAGCACGGUUACGACACUAGCAAACAUUCUUCGCGAGUUCAACCCAUCCCUGAUAGGAUAUUCCACUGGCACUGGAAUGCAAACCACAGAAAAUGCUGCACUCAACCAGGCAGUGGCAGGGGCUCACGCAAAGAAUGUUCCUGCACAGGUCAGAAGACUGGUGGACCGAAUGGUGAAUGACAGUAGAAUAAAUAUGCAGACUGACUGGAAGCUUAUAACGCUUUUCAUAGGAGGAAAUGACCUAUGCAACUUCUGUGAAGAUCCAAUACGCUAUUCUCCCGAAAACUACACCUAUAAUAUUCAAGUAGCUUUGGAUAUGCUUCACAAAGAGGUUCCACGGGCGUUUGUGAAUCUGGUGACAAUCCUUUCCAUAACAAGCCUACGGGAGUUGUACGCAGAGAAAAAUGUUAGCUGUCCAAGGCUUCUUAUGAGGAUGCUGUGCCCCUGUGUAUUGAACUACGAUGACAAUUCCAGUGAGUAUGAGCAGUUGGUCUACUUCAACAAAAGGUAUCAGGAGAGAACUCGUGAGUUAGUGGAGAGCGGAAGAUAUGACACUAGGGAAGAUUUCACAGUGGUUAUGCAGCCAUUUCUAACUCAUAUCAGCAUGCCCAAAACACAGGAGGGAUUUCCUGACAGUUCAUAUUUUGCCCCAGACUGUUUCCACUUCAGCCAGAAGUCUCAUUCCCAGGCUGCACGUGGUCUGUGGAACAACAUGGUGGAACCUGUAGGGAAGAAGACGGAUGAUCAACAAAUGGAAAAUGAAAUUUUCCUCAAAUGUCCAAGUGAGGCUGAGCCAUUCCUGAGGACAUACAAAAAUAGUAAUUACACGUACCCUAACCAAACUCCAAAUUACGGAAGCCAGCUGCUAUGUGAGGACAGGUCUCCAUCCUCCCCUUCUCCAACUUCAGUGCAUUCCCUAAAGCCAGCUGAUGUGAAAAUUAUAGCAGCCCUUGGGGAUUCUUUGACGGCUGGUACGGGAAUUGCCUCAUACAGUCUCAUGGAUUUGGCUACUGAAUACCGUGGACUGUCAUGGAGUAUUGGAGGGGAUGACUCAUUAGAGAACGUAACAACUCUGCCUAAUAUCUUCCGUGAGUUCAAUGCUAAGAUCGAGGGCUAUUCAACUGGCACGGGAAGUGAGAAUGACCCAAAUGCAUUCCUUAACCAGGCGGUUCCAGGAGCACAGGCUGAGCACUUACCAGCCCAAGCAAGAGCUCUCCUGAGACUAAUGAAAACUGAUUCAAGAAUUGACUUCAAUGCUGACUGGAAAAUCAUAACAGUGCAUAUUGGAGGCAAUGAUCUAUGCAACUAUUGUAAAGACCCUGAUCACUACUCAGCUGUAAAUUUCACCAGUAGAAUUCAAGAAACUCUUGAUAUUCUGCAUGAUCAGGUACCAAAAGCUCUAGUGAGUUUGGUUGGAGUGAUGGACAUCCUCUCUAUGAGACAGUUGUUUGUGGAUGCUCAAGUUCAGUGCCCCACUUACAUGUCAGAUUAUCUGUGUAGUUGUGUUCUCACAGGAGAAGAAAACUCAGAAAACUUAAGAAUGGUGAGGGAAGCCACUAGAGCUUACCAGCUUGGUAUUCAAAGAUUGGUGGAGUCUGGCAGAUAUGACACUCAUGACAAUUUCACAGUGGUCAUCCAGACUUUCCUCCAAAAUCCCAAGAUUCCUCUUGAUCAGGAUGGGCAUCCUGAUAUCUCCUACUUUGCACCUGACUGCUUCCAUCCAAACCAGAAGGGCCAUUCUCAGCUUGCCAAGGCUCUCUGGAAUGCUAUGUUGCAGCCUGUAGGCCAGAAAACUGACUCAUUUGACUUCGUGACUGACACUGUCCUCAGCUGCCCUACUCAGAAAAACUCCUUCCUGGGAACAAAUAAAAAUAGCAACUACACAAAUCCUCCUGUGCUUCCCACCAAUGAGCCAAUAGAGAAUUGGGGCAGUGACCUGUCAUGUCCUGAAAAGACUCCAUCCAGUCGUGUCCCAACAUCAGUACAUGAGCUCCAGCCUGCUGACAUCAAAGUCAUUGGAGCACUGGGGGAUUCCCUGACUACUGCAACAGGAGCCUGCACAACUGACCCACAAGUGGACUGGAGGGGAUGUUCCUGGAGUAUUGGAGGUGAUGGCACCCUGGAGACCCAAACCACUUUACCCAAUAUCUUGAAAAAAUUCAGUCCAAACCUCUUUGGCUUCUCCACUGGCAACAGUAAGGAAGCGGCUGGAUUCAAUGCCGCUGAGAGAGGGGCGACUUCGCGCAAUAUGCCAGCCCAAGCACGUGAACUGGUGGAGCUAAUGAGGAGCAGCUCGAGGAUUAACUUCAAGGAGGACUGGAAGCUGAUCACUAUCUUCAUUGGAGGCAAUGACCUGUGUCAGUACUGCUUGGAUAAGGAAGCAUAUUCAGUGCAAAACUAUGUAAAACACCUCCAGGAGACUCUGGAUAUUUUCUACAAGGAGCUCCCAAGAGUCUUUGUCAACAUGGUGGAGAUACUUGAGAUUUCUGGACUGCGUCAGGUGGCAGCGAGCUCUUCGGAGUGCGUUCUGACAGGAGAGAAUUUUUGCCCAUGUUUCUUAAACCCCAAAGAAAAUUCUUCUGAUCUACAAGAAAUUAAGAGAGUCAACAGAGAUUUUCAGGCUGAAGCCUUACAGCUGGUCAACAGUGGUCGGUACGAACAGCGUGAGGACUUUGCAGUUGUUGUGCAGCCAUUUUUCCGAAACACCAUUUUGCCUCUGGACAGCAACGGCAAGCCAGAUCUGAGUUUCUUUGCUGCAGACUGCUUUCAUUUCAGUGAAAAAGGCUAUGCUGAGAUGGCUAUGGCACUCUGGAAUAAUAUGAUGGAACCAGUUGGUGAAAAGCAGACUUACAACAACUUUACCUAUGACAGAUCAAAACUCAAGUGUCCAAACCCUGAGAAACCCUUUCUUUCCACACUGAGAAACAGCGGAUUCAGGAAUUCAGCUCUCAACCUGAAGAAAACGGAACCUUCAGUCCCCUACUGGGCUGUCAUUGUGGCAGCAGUAGCUGGAGUCCUGGUGGGUUCUUUACUCCUCUGGGCUGUGUCAGGAAGAAGAGCCAGGAGACACCAAUGUGAAGUCGAUGCAGAAAAGAACAUGAAAACAACAUCUCUGUAAAGCCAGUGGAGCAAAACAUCUGUCUCUGCAGAAUUAGAAAAACAGUUGGACAUUCAUCAAACUUCGUUUUUAGCCAGGAAUUUUUGGGCCCACUAAUACUGAUCAGAAAUGCACUGUAGGGCUGGCUUCUGCAGAUCAGUGAGGUGGACGAUGGAGUUCAAAAUGUUAAAGCUUUUUCACGCUGGGAUGCAAUUCUCAGUUUCAUGAAUAUUAUACCGGACUUGUUCAUGCACCUUGGCACCUUAUUUGCCCCUUUUUUCCUAUAAAACUCUGUGUAUAAAAUGUUAGAUACACAUCCAUGAUUGUGACCUGCUAUUCCCCAGUGGUAAGGUGUGAUAAAGAAGAAAAGUGAUUUCACAUGUUAGAUUCCAGUGAGACCACAGAGCUGAAGGUCAUAGCAGAACCUUUAGGAAAGCACACGGGAAAGUGCAACGCCAAGGAAACAUCCUCUAACACCUUCUGAUCAAUCAUGUAGUGCAACAGUCUGGCUCAUGUGGGACCUGUGGUGGAUUCAGUUCUCCCACAUUGGAAUCACUCUGGUUGUUCUCUAGGGAAGAAUUUGCAAAGUUUUUUCAAACUUCUUCUCAGGAGUUCAGAGUUGAUCUUUCCUGGAAGUUAGACAUUCCUUGUAUGAUGACUUGCAGGUCAUUUCCUAUGAUCUACUAGCAUGGAUGAUACUGCAUAUAUUCACUGUGGUCUUGUUUUUCAGUACCUUUAUUUUACAUGCCAAAUACUUUUAAUUUUGAUUUUGUUGAAACUAAACUGUAGUUUGUAAUGGCAUGACUUUUUUUUUUUUUGUGAGACUUCUACAUUUCCAUUCAAGAAAUGCAAAUAAGCAGAAAAUUAAAACUGUUGCAGGGGAAAAAAUUGUUCUGGGUUUCUUAAAUCUAGUCAUUACACACACACACACACACACACACACACACACACACACACACACACACACACACAUAAGGUAUUCAGACUCCAUUUCGCUUGUUGUUCUGGCCAAGAUAAAAAGAGAUGGGUAAAAUACAGCGUGUGUAGUCAGGAGCUGUAGCUCCACUCAUCCCUCCUUUGAUCUGCUCUCAGAGGUUGGACUGUUAGUGGUAGGACUGGUGUUUGCAUGAAUCCUAUCCACAGGUGUGCCUGAGCAUGGCAGCUAUAUAUGCAGCCCCAAACAGAGAUACAUUUGAAAUGCAAAACAGAAGCACCUGUAUCUUGUUUCAGUGCAGCUCAGGCGUAAGCUCAAACAGCGCAUCUCUGCUGCUCUUCCUGUCCCCAUCUUCAAUGUGCGUCAUUAUCCAUCUAGCUGAUGUUUGAACUGCUGAUGUUUAUUUAGUUCAACUAUUGGAAGCAAAUGCAUCCUUGAGCAUGUAAUGCAAGACGUCUUCUAUAUUCCAGCAUGUUCCACAGCAUCGUUACCUCAGAUACGUUAUAAGGUAUGAGGAACUUGAGCAAAUAUCCCAGUGGGUCAUGAAGGUGACAAUCUCUUCUCAUUCCUAAAUGUUGUUCUCACAAGUCCUCUUCCAUCCUGGAUACCCAUAAGUCAUGCAGCCCCUGGCUUGGGAAGGAAGAAAAAGAUACCAUUCUCUGUGGAACCUUUCAUCAGUACUGGGUAUGUUAAAGGAAUCUCAAAAGAGUAUUUCAGUGCUGAUGUUCUUUUCCAUAUUAUGUGUGUGUGCGUGAAGUGGGGUGAGCAUUCUAGAACAUGAGCCAGAGCUGCACUGUUCUCAAUUCAGGUUCUUCCAGCCUGGAGAUGGAUGCAAACCUGUUUUGGAUUUCAUGCUGGUGUCCCCUAUGAGAAUAACUCGAGGGCCCCUUCCUUAUGUAGGAAUCUGAAUUAUGUUCUGAGCUUCUGAAAGCCAAGACAUUGGAGGUGCAGCCAGUUAGGAAGUGAGACAAAAAGAUGGCUCUUACCUCCUCCAGUUUUUUGAAGGAUGCUAGUGGAAAUUAUUCUUGCACGGAAGCUUGGGUGACUCCGGAUUGUACUGCAGCUACUCAGUUCCCUGAAGUUCCACUCAGCUUUGUGAGAAAUGCUGCCUUUAAUGAAGCUUUCAGAAACCGAGCCUGUUGAGCUUAAACUAUAUUGGCUCUGUGCUGCUUCUGCAACAGGAGCCUUUUCCUCUUGCUUCUCUGGGUGCAGCUCUACUGUACUGUUACAGCAGGAGCACAUAGGAGAUGGUGCCGGAAAUCGCGUGCUCCCUAUUUAGCCUGUGGAAAUAUCUUCUGGCAUGUUUCUGGUGUAGACUGAAGAACGUGAUAAACUGCACAGACACUUUAAAAAAAAAAAAAAACAACAAAAAAAACAAGCAAGAAUCAUGCAAUUUUCAGCUGUUCCACAAGUGAAAUUGUUUCCUUGAAAAUAUUGAUGCCAAGUACUCUCUCUGUGCUCAUUAAGUAUAGGUAGGGUUAAGUUGAAAUGAAUGACAAAUUAUUAGGUCUGGAUCUUUGUCUGACUGCACUCAGUGUAGCAUUAAAUCAGAAUCUGUGCAUCCUGUCUGUCAGUUGUCUGUUUUCCCUCUUUCCUUAAUAACACACCCUUGGUUUCAUUGCCCUAUGGCAUGUUUCCUUGCUGCACUGCUGGGUGCAUAUUGCUUGCUGAUGCACAAAGGAAGAGAAGCAUAGGAGGAACUUCAAGUCCGUGUUAAAAAAAAAAAAAUAAUAAUAAUCAUGAAAUGGAUGGUGUCCUAGCCCAGGAUUUUACUUCAGACAGUGGUGAUCUCACCUGCUGCUGAAUAGCACCUCUUAUGUCUUCUGAAAACUGGCUUAGCUCUUGCACUGGGGGAGAGCUGCAGCUUAGUGCACAUGGACGGCUGUUGACCAAGGGACUGCCCAGUAUGGGUUAUUGCUGGGAGAAGUGCUGUGCUGUUGCCUGGCCCUGUAAACUGAUCUGGUCUUGAAGGGAAGUAGCAGAGCCUAAUAACUGUUGGCAGUUUGUCUACAGCUGAAGCAGCAGCUGAAUUGAAGUUCUGUCCUUUUUGUCUACUGAUGGAAAAGCCCUGGAUUUUUGCAGCUCUGCAGUUGGGUUAUUCAUGUUCCCUGAGGUAUUUAAAGGAUUUGCUAUUGGUGGGCCACAGGUUUGCAAUACUUGCGUUUUUUUUAUCCAUUUUGGAACGAAAGUAUCUGGGACUUUGGGAACAGCAAGAGGAAAAGCUAUCCAAGAACACCUCGCAAAUUACUUAAAGGAAACACAUUUUCUGGGAAUCACAGAUCUCUGAGUGUGAUUCCUAAGAACUAUCAUGUUAAAACUAUUUCUAUCCUGAGUACAGAGUUUGCUCAUCCAGAGAGCUGAGUAUUAUUUCUAACAGCAUUAGACUGAAUCCAAAAAAGAGUGUGGUGGAAGAAGGGAAAGAAGCUGGAAUGUUUAACAUUGUACAUGCUGAGUAUCUUCCAUGUAAUUGUCAGCAACUGGCCCAGAUGUUGCACUACCUUUCACCUGUUGAAUUCCUUUCUGAGCACAGUCAUUUUCUCUUAUAUAGUUUAAAACUCAAUGCUAUCAACUUGUAGAUGACAAGCGCAAAAAAAAAAAAAAAGCUGAUUAGCUGUUUUGAUGAAC
Messenger RNA from Numida meleagris (helmeted guineafowl), 7967 nucleotides. RefSeq names its product phospholipase B1 (gene PLB1). Gene Ontology annotation, molecular function: retinyl-palmitate esterase activity; A2-type glycerophospholipase activity; phosphatidylcholine lysophospholipase A1 activity. Bases 350 to 4429 code for a protein of 1359 amino acids. Gene Ontology annotation, cellular component: brush border membrane. The record is from RefSeq and is a predicted model, not a curated record. The transcript is spliced from 58 exons. Lineage: Eukaryota; Metazoa; Chordata; Aves; Galliformes; Numididae. Gene Ontology annotation, biological process: phospholipid metabolic process.